This is a messenger RNA of Bacillus rossius redtenbacheri, 990 nucleotides long. RefSeq lists its product as uncharacterized. The record is from RefSeq and is a predicted model, not a curated record. The coding region runs from base 1 to 990 and encodes 329 amino acids. The transcript has a single exon. NCBI's taxonomy places the organism in Eukaryota, Metazoa, Arthropoda, Insecta, Phasmatodea, Bacillidae.
AUGCCUGCUGCAGAUGGAAACCUGCUGCAGAGGGAAGCCUGCUGCAGAUGGAAACCUGCUGCAGAGGGAAGCCUGCUGCAGAUGGAAACCUGCUGCAGAGGAAAGCCUGCUGCAGAAAGAAGCUUGCUGCAGAAAGAAGCCUGCUGCAGAAGGAAGCCUGCUGCAGAUGGAAACCUGCUGCAGAGGGAAGCCUGCUGCAGAUGGAAACCUGCUGCAGAGGAAAGCCUGCUGCAGAAAGAAGCUUGCUGCAGAAAGAAGCCUGCUGCAGAAGGAAGCCUGCUGCAGAGGGAAGCCUGCUGCAGAUGGAAACCUGCUGCAGAGGGAAGCCUGCUGCAGAUGGAAACCUGCUGCAGAGGGAAGCCUUCUGCAGAUGGAAACCUGCUGCAGAGGGAAGCCUGCUGCAGAUGGAAACCUGCUGCAGAGGAAAGCCUGCUGCAGAAAGAAGCUUGCUGCAGAAAGAAGCCUGCUGCAGAAGGAAGCCUGCUGCAGAGGGAAGCCUGCUGCAGAUGGAAACCUGCUGCAGAGGGAAGCCUGCUGCAGAUGGAAACCUGCUGCAGAGGGAAGCCUUCUGCAGAUGGAAACCUGCUGCAGAGGGAAGCCUGCUGCAGAUGGAAACCUGCUGCAGAGGAAAGCCUGCUGCAGAAAGAAGCUUGCUGCAGAAAGAAGCCUGCUGCAGAAGGAAGCCUGCUGCAGAUGGAAACCUGCUGCAAAGGGAAGCCUGCUGCAGAAGGAAGCCUGCUGCAGAAGGAAGCCUGCUGCAGAAGGAAGGCUGCUGCAGAAGGAUGCCUGCUGCAGAGGAAAGCCUGCUGCAGAAGGAAGCCUGCUGCAGAAGGAAGCCUGCUGCAGAUGGAAACCUGCUGCAAAGGGAAGCCUGCUGCAGAAGGAAGCCUGCUGCAGAAGGAAGCCUGCUGCCCAGGAGAGGCCGCUGUUAUCGAUAAGGAGCACGGCGAGGCGGGCCCGGCUUCACUCCCCAGGGAGGGCGCGCUCUAG